AUGAAUUCAAACACUUUUCAUACUUCGUUCGAAGUUAACUCGGGCCGCCCACAUCAAGAAAAACAGUUUAACGGUGACCAGCAAGGUAACGCUACACAAAAUGACAACAAUACUUCUGUCAGUGUUGCCUCCUCAGCUGAAGAAAGAGUCUGGCUAAACAUCCAUGUUUGUCAGAUUCUGUUGUCCGUUUACAGUAUUCCUGUGUUAUGUGAAAUUACAAAUGAGGAUAUUUCUAUUAACCGUGUACGAACUGCUAUAUUGAAUGUUAUUCGAAAACAUGCACUAUUCCGUACGUCAUUGAAUUAUAACAACGAGGAAAAAUGCUUAAAGCAAUCAUUCAAAUUCACGUCAAGUGUGAUCGAUGUUAAUCAUGAUGAUUAUUAUUCAUUUCAGUUUACGCGGGUAUCAACAACGGAAGAAUUUGAUCAAAUAGUUGAGUUCGAAACUAACGGUAACCAUUUUAAUAUAGAAACGGGUAUUGUUUUGAAAUGUCAUAUUGUGAAAUACAAUAGUAAAAGUGAUGAUAUGUUAGAUACCGGAGACUAUAUUAUAUUCAAUUUUCACCGUGUUGCAGUGGAUAGGCUUUCAAUAAAAUCCUUUUUUAAAGAUUUGCAAGAUGCUUAUAUGGAUACGCUAGAAAGCAUAACGAACAUGGUAAGCUAUCUUGAUUACGCGACCAAAGAGAAACAAAUACUAAACGAUCAUCCCUUGGACUUGACGAUAAACGAAGGAAGGAAAUACUGGCACAAUAUGCUAAGAGACUUUGAUGCUACAAAAUUGAUACCAUUACCAUACGAUCAUCCAGAAAAACUAAGCGAAAAACGUUCUACGAUGGAAGGUAAUUCAUCGAUUGAACUUACCGAAAUAUUAACAGAGAAUAUCAUCAAAUUUUCCAUGGACUGUAAUGUGUCUAUGUUUCAAUUAUUGUUAACAUGUUAUAGUUUAUUUUUACACAAAAUAACACACGAAAAUGAUAUUUGCAUUGGUGGUCUUAAUGCAAGCCAUCCUAACUCAAAAUUCGUAAAUGUGAUUGGAACCUUUAUCAACAUUGUGCCUUACCGCUCGUCUUUCAUUGACUCCAGAACAAAUUUCAAAGAUUUAGUUGAAAAAAUGAAAAAAGAAUGGGUUGACACUCAUAAAUACUCUUAUUUGCCAUUUCAGGAAAUAAUGAAGCUAGUGCGUUCCAAUACCUCAGAAAACUCUCAAAUACAACAAUUCCCCCAAACGUUAUUUACCUAUGAAAAUACUCAGGACACUCCUAUAAAACUCCUAGAUACCAAAUGCAAAAUCUACAACGACAAUGAUAUCUUACGUUCUCGAAACACGGGGCAGAUCGACUUAACAUUAUCGUUGAAAACCAAUAUUUCUCGUGUUACAAACAAACUCUGUUUAUUCGGUUCAUUCGAGUAUUCCUGUGAUUUAUUUGAACUAGGAACAAUCGCCAUUAUGACUGAUCGAUUUCGGUUAUUACUCGAACAAUUAUUUUUGCCAACAAAAUUAUCAUUAUCCUUCGAUAUUGAAAAACAACCUAUCUGUGAACUGUCUUUAUUGUUACCAGAAGAAAUAGAGUUGAUACAGAAUAUAAACGAUACAUAUACUGAUUUUGGUGGAAUUCAGUGUAUCCAUCAGGAAUUUGUUCGCCACGCGAUGGAGCAUCCCCAAAAACUAUGCAUUCAUCUAGAUGAUCAAUCUUUAACAUACAGUGAAACAUUAUAUUAUGUUCAACGUUUAUCAAUGCAUUUACUCAACGAAUUUAACAUCAGGGUGGGCGACAGCAUUUGUCAAUGUGUUGAGCGGUCAAUCGAAAUGGUUAUUGGGGCCUUUGCAAUCAUCACUAGUGGGGCAGUUUAUUGCCCAUUGAAUCCAAAUGAUGCUGUAGAACGACUGCAAAUGUUGAUUCGUGACACUCAUUCUCAACUUGUGCUAACACAUUCACAAACAAAUGACAAGUUUAAUACUUAUUUGGAUAUCGAACAGUUUUUGCUAAAUGAGCAUGCGGGUAAAGAUAGUUUUGCAUUGGAUGUUCUGUCGAAGGUGAACGUGAUAGUUGAUAAUAUCGUUUAUGUUAUAUUCACGUCUGGCUCAACAGGUACACCGAAGGCAGUGCGAAUUCGUCAUUCGAAUUUCAAGUCGUAUGCCGACGCGAUGUGCUAUUUGAACUUAUUUUCUUCUACUGAUAAUAUUAUACAACUAGCGCAGUGUUCAUUUGAUGUUCACAUGGAGGAAUUAUUAAGUCCAAUGACUAUAGGUGCCGCCUUGAUCAUGCUUCAUCCGAAUGGACACUUGGACCUGGACUAUUUGUCAAGAGUGAUGCAGGAUAAACAAGUAACUUGA
Didymodactylos carnosus is the source of this 2334-nucleotide messenger RNA. NCBI's taxonomy places the organism in Eukaryota, Metazoa, Rotifera, Eurotatoria, Philodinida, Philodinidae. The record is from the annotation of a GenBank genome assembly.